Messenger RNA from Ictalurus punctatus (channel catfish), 3857 nucleotides. RefSeq names its product ras association domain-containing protein 8 (gene rassf8a). Gene Ontology annotation, biological process: signal transduction. The record is from RefSeq and is a predicted model, not a curated record. The coding region runs from base 444 to 1781 and encodes 445 amino acids. The transcript is spliced from 5 exons. NCBI's taxonomy places the organism in Eukaryota, Metazoa, Chordata, Actinopteri, Siluriformes, Ictaluridae.
CGAGUGCAGCUUUAAAACCCCCCACAAUGCACCGCGCUGUCCCGGAGCCGUUGCCAUGUUAGAGCAGUAUGGGGGAGUUUCCCGCAGAAUGCGCCGUUACACAUCGUGAAAACUUUUCCCUCUGAUCGUUAGUCCGCUCGUUUCAGUCUUCCUCUUGCUGCAGGAAAACCUCCAUGUUUGUUUACAAAGCCUUCAUAACGGAUAUCCCCAUCCGGCGAGUGUGUUAAUAGGCAGGAAAAUGAACAAAACUGCGUUUCGUUGUCCAUUUCUUCACCAAACUUCAGACGCGGUAACGUCAGGUCUGGGAAAAACAGUCAAAACGGGUUGUUUUCUUCAGGCUACAGAUUAAAGUGUGGCCGUGUUGACUGGUGCUAAUCACAGCUGCGGUCUGCAGGAAUGAGGAAGCAGAGCUAGAGGCCCAACUCUGCAGCGCCUGUGUCAGGAUGGAGCUGAAGGUUUGGGUGGAUGGAAUCCAGCGAGUGGUCUGUGGAGUCACAGAGGCCACCACCUGUCAGGAAGUGGUCAUUGCACUGGCUCAGGCUAUAGGUCGCACUGGACGCUACACACUAAUCGAGAAAUGGAGAGAUUCUGAGCGACACUUGGCUCCUCAUGAGAGCCCCGUAGCCUCGUUAAACACUUGGGGUCAGUAUGCUGGCGAUGUCCAGUUCAUUCUGCACCGCACUGGCCCUUCUCUCACAGAGCGCCCUCCAUCGGAGGGGCCCCCUGUCUCCCGGGGCCCUGAGCGCGGCCUGCACCGCCAGAGCCUCCCUAUUAUGGCUAAGCUCCGCGCCCAGGGUGAGCGAUCUCUCCGCCGUCGUGAACCACGCCGCAAAUCCCUCACAUUUACUGGGGCGCCACGUGGCCUUAGAGACAUCCUUAAUGGCACGAGAAUUGGAGAAAGAGACUCUAAGCGCUGUGUUGUUCUGAUGAACAGUGCCCCACAAAGCCUGUCCAGAUCCCCACGGCUACCUUCAAGUCGCGUGGAAGAGUUGACCCGCCUUGUGAGGCUGCAGAGGGAGUCUCUGACUGUUCUGGAGCGCCGAACAGAGGCAUGCGAUGCAGAGCUGCAGUCAUGGAGCCAAAAGAGACCAAACACCGAGGACUCCUGGGCAAUCAUGACGGAGGAGAUGGUGCGGCUAGAGCAGCAACUAUGUAGGAACCAGGUGGAGGUGGAGGAGGAGGAGUUUUGGGCCAGCGAGCUACAGAUUGAGCUUGAGAGCGAGAGGCAGCUGGAAGAGCGGCUGCAGGAGGUGCGCACUCGGCUCCGAGCCUGCGAGACUGAGCUGGAGCAGAGGCUGUCCCGUCUGCAUGGCAUGGAGGCAGGGCUGGAGGCCCAGCGGCAGCAGGAGCAGACGAGGGAGAACCAGCUGUGGAGUGAAGGAGAAGUGAAGGCCAGGCUGCAGACAGUGAAGGCUGAACUCAAAGCUCAGGCUCAGCACACAGCACAGUUGGAAAACAGCUGCAGGGCUGUGGAGAGGUCACUGAGUCAGUCUAGUAAGAGACUGCAGGAUAGUCAGUAUGAGCUUGAGCAGCUAACUAAAGAGCUGAGGCAGGUGAAUCUUCAGCAGUUCAUCCAGCAGACUGGCACUAAAGUGACCGUGCUGCCUGUGGAACCUAGUGACGUGGAGGCCAGCAUCCCCCCUGUGCCUCAGGAAUCAGAUUUCGCAGCACUGACUGGUUCGUUGAAGCGCCCAGGCCUGUCUCAUGCAGUUGGAGUUAACCUGCGGGUGCUACACAGCCCCAUCACCUCAGCCCUCAACCCUGAGGGCAUCUACGUCUGAGGAACACUUGCAAACACCUUUACACAGCCACUGAAAAACAUCUGAGUUUUUCAACAGUCCUUGCGAUUUCAUAAAAGUAUUAAGUGAUGCAUCAAGACUGUUUAGAAAGGCAGUCACAGGAAGUGAAUUGUUGGUUAAGGCCGGUAGUUAAUGUUUGUCUUUGCAAUGUUGGACAGCAGAUGGAGCAACACAGUAAAAAGCGUGAAAGAGAAAUGAAGGUAUACAUUAUCAGAGGUGGGUAGAGUAGUCAAAGAUUUUACUUGAGUACAAGUAAAACUACUUAUAAAAAAUAAUUACUCAAGUAAUAGUAAUAAUGUUAAUAAUUACUUGAGUAAGAGUAAUAAGGUAGCCAACGCAUUCCGGAUGCAUUCAGACCACAGCAGCGUACCGUGAGACUCGCGACCUCAUUAUACAUGAUAUAAACUAAUUAUUAAUACUACGUAACUGUAUUUAUUAAUAUUUAACAGUAACAGAGGAACACCACCAAAUGUAGCGAAGUAAAAGUACAUUUCUGUGACUAAAAAUGAACUUGAGUAAGUAUGGCCAGUUAAACCUACUCUUAGAAGUACUUUUUCUUUUUUCUUUUUUUUCUUUUUUUUAAAGUUACUCAAGUAAAUGCAGCAUGUUACUACCCACCUCUGUACAUUAUUUUGGUAAUGGUAAACUGGAAACAUACCUCAAAACAAGACCCAUCUGUUAGCUGUAAUAUCUGCUAUGAACUCUGAUAAAAGAAUGUUUAUUUCCUGUAUGGUGACUGUGGGGCAACAGACCUGUAUGAGGAAGGACAUAUUUAGGGAUGAGUUACUUCAGAAAUGUGAAUAUAUUUUAUUGCAAAGCUGUUUAAUUGUUAAUUCAUCCACAAAGUGAGUUGUUCACAUAAGCAUCAUGACACCUGCACCUUUCUGUCUUUACUGUGGCAUCAUAUUUUUUGCUGAAGUUUAUAUUUUGCCACAGUUGGUAUUAUUUCUUUGCGUACUCCACAUUUACAUUUUUUAGCGAUGUUGAGCCAAAGAUGCCUGCUAAUAUGUAUAUUUUUGGUAGCCAUAAUCAAACUGCUUGGAUGCAGUUUUAUAGCAAUACAUCUCUGGCUAUAUAAUUAGCUCAUUUUCAUCAUGUUUACCUUUUAGGUUUUACUAAUAUAUAUAUAUAUAUAUAUAUAUAUAUAUAUAUAUAUAUAUAUAUAUAUAUAUAUAUAUAUAUAUAUAUAUAUAUAUAUAUAUAUAUAUAUAUAUAUAUAUAUAUAGCUUAUGCAAGACAAUUUGCCAUGGACAUGUGUAAAACCAAGCUUUGCAUUCGUAUUAAAUAAACUUUGCAGUAUUACAGUAUAUUAUGCUUGACAAAUCAUAGAUUGGGCUCUGUCAAUUAACCAGUUUAUAACUGUUAUAAUUGUAAUCAGUGCCUUAAAUCUUUAUUGAAGCAUUAACAUGAUCAAAUCCAGAUCAAAAUGGGGAGCUCCCAAGUCUGUUUAUAUGAGAAACAGAUGGUGAUGGUGAACUAACAUGCAUCUUUUAUUUUAUAUAAAAACACAUCGGCUGUGUUUGAAGUCCCUCGUUUUAUUUCAUUUUCUUUGUUCAUACUGCUACACAAAACACUAAGUGGGGGACAAGUGUGUGAAUCAUGGCAUCACCCAGUUUCAGAAGCUUCAGGCAUGCUAGCAUAAUAUUUUAUGUACCAUUAUUUAAAGGAAUUAAUGCUCAGUGCUCUCUGGUGGCAUUUUAAUAAAAGGCCUUGUAUAUAGACUAUAAAUCACACAUGUUCUGUAAAUGUUGAACUAUAUGAACUAGAUGGAAAUUCAGACUGGGCAAUAGUGUUAUCCACUACAAGCUGGUGCAUUAAAUUGAUAGGGAUUCCAAACACAGCCACUGUUGCUUUGUGCUCACUGCUGCAUUUUAUGCAUUUUAUGUGCUUGUGAAGAGUGUCAAUUUUUAGUUUCUUUAAAUAUUUUUUCUACUUUGAAACUGUAUUUUAAAAAUGUGGUAAUGCCAUUGAUAUGUAAAUGAUACAUAUUGCUUAUAAAACUCUUUGUGUUUUAUUGCACUGCAUUUCAACAUUAAAAUCAAAUUAACACGUGUUUAA